AUGGGCUUCGGUUCAGAGACUGCAGAAUGGUUCUUUGAUGUCCAGAUCAGUCACUUCUCUGAAGGUCUGUGUGCCAGACAUACCAUCACCAUGUGUCCCUUCAGGGCCAUCACCACACACACACACGCACAGGCCACACAGCUGAGGUAUGAAAUGUUUGUGUGUGUGUUUUUAGGGCGAUCCUUUGUGCGCGGUCUCAGUAUUUCCGAGCUAUGCUGUGUGGGAGUUGGAUGGAGAGCUCCAGACAAUGCAUCACUCUACAGGGGUAGGUUCUGACACACAUACAUACAUACAUACAUACAUACAUACAUACAUACAUACAUACAUACAUACAUACAUACAUACAUACAUACAGUUGAAGUCGGAAGUGUACAUACACUUAGGUUGGAGUCAUUAAAAGUUGUUUAUCAACCACUCCACAAAUUUCUUGUUAACAAACUAUAGUUUUGGCAAGUCAGUUAGGACAUCUACUUGGUGCAUGACACAAGUAAUUUUUCCAACAAUUCUUUACAGCCAGAUUAUUUCACUUAUAAUUCACUGUAUCGCAAUUCCAGUGGGUCAGAAGUUUACAUACACUAAAUUGACUGUGCCUUUAAACAGCUUGGAAAAUUCCAGAAAAUGAUGUCAUGGCUUUAGAAGCUUCUGAAAGGCUAAUUGACAUCAUUUGAGUCAAUUGGAGGUGUACCUGUGGAUGUAUUUGAAGGCCUACCUUCAAACUCAGUGCCUCUUUGCUUAACAUCAUGGGAAAAUCAAAAUACAUCAGCCAAGACCUCAUAAAAAAAAUUGUAGACCUCCACAAAUCUGGUUCAUCCUUGGGAGCAAUUUCCAAAUGCCUGAAGGUACCACGUUCAUCUGUACAAACAAUAGUACGCAAGUUUAAACACCAUGGGACCACGCAGCCUUCAUACUGCUCAGGAAGGAGACGCGUUCCGUCUCCUAGAGAUGAACGUACUUUGGUGCGAAAAGUGCAAAUCAAUCCCAGAACAACAGCAAAGGACCUUGUGAAGAUGCUGGAGGAAACAGGUACAAAAGUAUCUAUAUCCACAGUAAAACGAGUCCUAUAUCGACAUAACCUGAAAGGCCGCUCAGCAAGGAAGAAGCCACUGCUCCAAAACCGCCAUAAAAAAGCCAGACUACGGUUUGCAACUGCACAUGGGGACAAAGAUCGUACUUUUUGGAGAAAUGUCCUCUGGUCUGAUGAAACAAAAAUAGAACUGUUUGGCCAUAAUGACCAUCGUUAUGUUUGGAGGAAGAAGGGGGUUACUUGCAAGCCGAAGAACACCAUCCCAACCGUGAAGCACGGGGGUGGCAGCAUCAUGCUGUGGGGACUGGUGCAAUUCACAAAAUAGAUGGCAUCAUGAGGAAGGAAAAUUAUGUGGAUAUAUUGAAGCAACAUCUCAAGACAUCAGUCAGGAAGUUAAAUCUUGGUCGCAAAUGGGUCUUCCAAAUUGACAAUGACCCCAAGCAUACUUCCGUAGUUGUGGCAAAAUGGCUUAAGGACAACGAAGUCAAGGUAUCGGAGUGGCCAUCACAAAGCCCUGACCUCAAUCCUAUAGAACAUUUGUGGGCAGAACUGAAAAAGCGUGUGCGAGCAAGGAGGCCUACAAACCUGACUCAGUUACACCAGCUCUGUCAGGAGGAAUGGGCCAAAAUUCACCCAACUUAUUGUGGGAAGCUUGUGGAAGGCUACCAGAAACGUUUGACCCAAGUUAAACAAUUUAAAGGCAAUGCUACCAAAUACUAAUUGAGUGUAUGUAAACUUCUGACCCACUAGGAAUAUGAUUAAAUAAAUAAAAGCUUAAAUAAAUCAUUCUCUCUACAAUUAUUCUGACAUUUCACAUUAUUAAAAUAAAGUGGUGAUCCUAACUGACCUAAGACAGGGAGUUUUUACAAGGAUUAAAUGUCAGGAAUUGUGAAAAACUGAGUUUAAAUGUAUUUGGCUAAAGUGUAUGUAAACUUCCGACUUCAACUGUACAUACAUACUGGCCAAGGGAUGGUUAGGUCCUUCUUCUUCUAUAAUGUCUAUACAUCUGUAAUGUCUACGGCUGCGUCCCAAAUUGUAGCAUAUUCCCUAUAUAGUGCGCUACUUUUGUCGAGUUGUGCACUAUAAAAUGAAUAGGCUGACAUUUGGGACGCAACAUAUACUUCCACUCUGGUGUAACAAUAACAAGGCUCAUUGUCUCCCAACAACAAUGUGAGUCUGCUGCCUAUGCUAUACUGCAUUAAUAAUUCAUACUGUGGGUGCUGAGAAUAUUUUAGGCUAUAUCAGGCUGGCUCUUUAUGGGGUUUCAUACACACACAACAGGGUUAGGCUCAAUUUGAAUUAAAGGCAGUCCAUUCAGGAAAUUAUUUGGAUUUAACAUUCAAAAAUGUAAAAACGUUUUAAAUAAAUAGCUUUCACUUUAUUGAGAAGUCAUUCAAUUUAAUUUACAUUUUUGUUUACUUCCUGAAUUGACUGCCUUCAAUUGGAAUUGAGUCCAACCCUGACACACACACACAAACCGCUAACUACAGGCAGUUUUAUUCCACUCACUCAGAUAAUUUCCAAACCAGGUCAUCUACCCUUCUUUUUAAGUCCUCUCUACCCAUGCUGUCAGAGCGGUGUGGCAGCAGAGACAAACGAGGCAGCACUCUCCUCAGGGGAGAGUAAUGUCACUCGUCUCUGCCUGGCUGAUCUGAGAGUAAUUGGGGACGACACACUGUCACCAUGCAGGAUGGGUGUGCUGAAGCACUGUAGUGGGGGACUCUGGGGAAAAUACCCCAAAGGCCUCAGUGACAAUGUUUUAGUGCUGCUCUUCGCUUAGAAUUGCAUUUUAUAAAAACAUAAUGUGGCUCAAUAAAUAUAUAUUUUUUUAUGUAACCAUUAUUUAUAGUUUAGUAAGAUAAAAUCAGUUUUGCAAGAGAGACCUGUACAAUUUGUACAAGCUUAUAGCUUGAAUAAAAAGCCUACAGCCAUUACAGCACCCCAGAUCAGAGGGUAGAUUUGAAGUGGCAUGAUGGUUCUACUUUGCCUAGAGAGGUAACAAGUGUUUGUUGUGUUAUUUCCAGUUUGGGUCCAGAUGAGAUGGAGAUUCUCCUCCAGUUCAUGUAUGGUGCUAUAAUAGACCUGCCACCCAGAGCCAGUGCCAGGUAUGUGCCUUAAAACAUUUGAAUUUGUAUCCUAUUUUUUCCAAAGUUUCAGCACACGUCUUCCAACAUACUGUCAGUGCAUUCAGAAAGUAUUCAGACCCCUUCCCUUUUUUGACAUUUUGUUACUUUACAGCCUUAUUCUAAAAUUGAUUAAAUAUUAUUUUUCUCUCAUCAAUCUACACACAAUACCCCAUAAUGACAAAGUGAAAACAGUUUUUUUUGAGUUUUUUGCUAAUUUAUUAAAAAUAAAAAACAUACCUUAUUUACAUAAGUAUUCAGACCCUUUGCUAUGAGAAGACAAACUCUCUGAUAAUUGGCUGAUUACUCCCAACCCGUAGGAAUCCCCACGUAUUUGACUACUUUUAAAUGGUGGAAACCCUUAAUGUCUAUACCAAAAUUAGGUAUUUCCAUCUAGAGUCCUCUAUCUCUAUGAUUGACACUUGACACGGAAACGCCUGUUAUUUUGCCUAUAUAAUAUAGGUAACGUGAUAAUUUAAACAUCUAACAACAUCAUUAAUUAGAUGCAUAAAUUAUUGAUGCGAUCAACAUUGAACAUUUUACUGAGAACAAUACAGAUUAUAUUUCUCUAAAUUAAAUUGAAAGGUUUUGAAAAUCCGGUGAAAAAUAAUGUUUUUACUAUUUUGUUUAUUUGGCAUGAAAAUAACUUUUUUUUUUUUAUGAAUCUGUAAUCGAAGGUUAUUCAAAAAAUGUCAUUACUGUGCAUUGUUCUACCUUUUAUUGGAAUUUGUUCCACUAUGUUUCAAUAGUGAUACAUUUAGUGGGGUGGUAAAGAAUUUAGUUAAAUAUUCAAUACAAUCAAAGUGUGUAAGAAGUAUACAGGGCAUUCGGAAAGGAUUCAGACACCUUGACUUUUUCCACAUUUUGUUACGUUACAGCCUUAUUCUAAAAUUGAUUAAAUCGUUUUUUCCCCCUCAUCAAUCUACACACAUAAUGACAAAGCAAAAGCAGGUUUUUCUACAUUUUUGAAAAUAUCACAUUUACAGAAGUAUUCAGACCCUUUACUCAGUUUGUUCAAGCACCUUUGGCAGCGAUUACAGUCUCAAGUCUUCUUUAGUAUGACUCUACAAGCUUGGCACACCUGUAUUUGGGGAGUUUCUCCCAUUCUUCUCUGCAGAUCCACUCAAGCUCUGUCAGGUUGGAUGGGGAGCGUCGCUGCACAGCUAUUUUCAGUUCUCUCCAGAGAUGUUCGUUCGGGUUCAAGUCCGGGCUCUGGCUGGGCCACUCAAGGACAUUAAGAGACUUGUCCCAAAGCCACUCCUGCAUUGUCUUGGCUGUGUGCUUAGGGUCGUUGUCCUGUUGGAAGGUGAUCCUUCGCCCCCAGUCGGAGGUCCUGAGCGCUCUGGAGCAGGUUUUCGUCAAGGAUCUCUCUGUACUUUGCUCCGUUCAUCUUUCCCUCCAUCCUGACUAGUCUCCCAGUCCCUGCCGCUGAAACACAUCCCCACAGCAUGAUGCUGCCACCACAAUGCUUCACCGUAGGGAUGGUGCAAGGUUUCCUCCAGAUGUGACGCUUGGCAUUCAGGCCAAAGUGUUCAAUCUUGGUUUCAUCAGACCAGAGAAUCUUGUUUCUCAUGGUCUGAGAGUCCUUUAGGUGCCUUUUGGCAAACGCCAAGCGGGCUGUCGUGUGCUUUUUACUGAGGAGUGGCUUCCGUCUGGCCACUCUACCAUAAACGCCUGAUUGGUGGAGUGCUGCAGAGAUGGUUGACCUUCUAGAAGGUUCUCCCAUCUCCACAGAGGAACUCUAGAGCUCUGUCACAGUGACCAUCGGGUUCUUGGUCACCUCCCAUACCAAGGCCCUUCUCCCCCGAUUGCUCAGUUUGGCCAGGCAGCCAGCUCUAGGAAGAGUCUUGGUGGUUCCAAACUUCUUCCAUUUAAGAAUGAUGGUGGCCACUGUGUUCUUGGGGACCUUCAAUGCUGUAGACAUUUUUUGGUACCCUUCCCUAGAUGUGGGACCUUAUAUAGACAGGUGUGUGCCUUUCCAAAUCAUGUCCAAUCAAUUGAAUUUACCACAGGUGGACUCCAAUCAAGUUGUAGAAACAUCUCAAGGGUGAUCAAUGGAAACAGGAUGCACCUGUAAAUGUAAUGUAAAUGUAAUUUUGAGUCUUAUAGCAAAGGGUCUGAAUACUUAUGUAAAUAAGGUAUUUCUGUUUAACAUUUUAAAUAAAUAAUCGAGCACACAGCCAUGCAAUCUCCAUAGACAAACAUUGGCAGUAGAAUGGCCCGUACUGAAGAGCUCAGUGACUUUCAACGAGGCACCGUCAUAGGAUGCCACCUUUCCAAGAAGUCAUUUCGUCAAAUUUCUGCCCUUGGUAGCAGGAAUAUAUAAAUACUUAUGGUAAUAUACUAAUGUACAUGUAAACAGGAGUAAUAGUGACUAGUAGCAGGAUAAAUAGAUAGAUACUAAUGGUAAUGGCAAUCAAUAAUCAAUGAACUGCAGCGUAAUGAUAGAAAUAAAUCUAAUCAAUAAUCAUUUUAACUGCAGCAACCCAACCUCACCCUGCCCUCUCUCUGUUAGAACCACAACAACACUUCACCCAGCCAUCUCUCCUGUCUCCCAGUCAGAAGCACAACCCAACCUCACCCUGCCCUCUCUCCCAGUUAGAACCACAACCCAACCUCACACAGCCCUCUCUCCCAGUCAGAACCACAACACCACCUCACACAGCUUUCUCUCCCAGUCAGAACCACAACACCACCUCACCUGUCCUUCUCCCCGCUCUCUACUCUCCCAGUCAGGUGGUGUUGGCAGCAGACAUGUUGGGUCUGGAGGGACUGAAGGACGUGGUGGAGAUGGUGCUGACCAGAGACUACUGCCGCUUCUUCCCCAAGGUAGGUUACUGAAUAUGAGGGAAAACGUCUGUCGUGUUGGUUUGGCAGGCCGAUUUGGCCGAUUUGACUGGCUUGUUUUUGUCUUAAUGUCUUACAGCAGUAUUGUGUGAUGCACCAAACACACACACACACACAAAAAAUAGUAAUACGGCACCCCUGGAGCAAAUUAGGGUUAAGUGCCUUGCUCAAAGACACCGACAGAUUUGUUCAGUUACUGGCCCAACGCUCUAACCGCUUGGCUACCUGCCGCCCACACACACACACACACACACACACACACACACACACACACAAUAACAGUUUUUUCUUUCUAUUUUUACAUGGCUCUCUUGUGGAGUGUUUUUGCUCUUCCUACCAUUGCAGUGCUUCUCUGAUCUGCCCUAGCUUGGUCCCAGAUCUGUUUAUGCUCUCUUGCCAACUUCAUAGGAGUUGCCUAUACAGCUAAAACAGAUCUGGGACCUAGAUCAGUGCUAUAUCUUCAGAGAGAUCCCUGUAGUGUCAUACCAGUCUGCGUCAGGAGGAAAGCCAUCGGUAUGAACAGAUUUAGCUGCUCAAAACAAAAGACAGAACAGCCUUCUGUGCUGUUUUGGUACCUUGGCUGCCUGUCUGGUCUGUUUUGUACUUUGCGGGCAUCCCUGCACCCUUAAAACAAUGUCCCGCUGUGUUCCGGUUCUCUGAACAGCCUCUGUUUCAUCACUCCUACCUCAUCAUGUGCCAGAUACAGUUCAUAUGGCGUGUUCUGUUCUGCCCCCUGCGACAGGCAGCUUCGCUUCACCCCGCAGCAGGCACAGAGAGAACUCUCCUUUUAUCUAUUUUCACUCCAAUUACAAAACAAUAUUCCUGUGACCAGUGUAAGAAAUUACUAAUCUGUGUGUCAACUGCAAACAGUAUAAAGAUGUUUUUUAAACUAGUUUAAUAAGGCUUUUAUUCAAGAUCCUUUACUUGCAAGUACCCUAUAAUGUCCAGUUGAAAAGACGGUCUAUCAUUAAAAGUCCUGCCACUUAGACAUGUUUGUUAUCUCCUCUUUUAUUCUAACUGCAGCCUAUAGAUGGGGUUCAGAAAACCGUCCUUGAGUGCCUCUCCCUCACCCAUACCCUUGGUCUCCAGAGCCUCCACAGUUUGUGUAUGAGGUGAGUGUGUAUAGAGCAUUUUAGAGUUUAUUUCUAUGGGACAUUACAUUUUAGUAAGGACUGUUUGGGGUUUGUUCUCAGUUUGACAGAUUUUAUCGACAUGGUUGGGGUCAAUUCCAUUGCAAUUCAGUCACUUCAGGAAGUAAACUGAAUGGAAAACUAAUGGAAUUGACCCCAAGCCUGUUUAUCACCUUCAACAUUCUAUGUAGUUGUGUAAGAAGGGUUUGCCUUAAUCUGCAUCAUCCAGAGCACAAUAGAUGUGAGGAUGGAGGAAUGUGUAAGUGUUACUCAACAGGGUCAACAUAAGGUCACCAUGUUGCCCUAUGUUAUGUAGGUCACUAGCUAUGUAAUAGCUGUCCAAAAGUCUCUGAGAACGUAACUUAAAUUGCACUAAUACCAGAAACAGAGUCACCCCACUGGCAGUGGUAUGAAUAGCUAUGGCCUUGAUAGUGUUUCAAUCUGGUCAUUCAGGGCUAACUCUAACUUCACCAUCUGUGUGUGGAUUCCAUCUGGCAGUAAGAUACAAACAUAACAAAACAACUAAAACGUGGUGCGUGGGCCGGGCUGUGCUGCCUGCCUUCUGCUCCGCUGAGGGGAAGCUUUUGAUGAGUCGUGUGUGUGUGUGUGUGUUAGGGGUGUGACGCUUUAAACGAAUUUGGGAGCGUUAGCGUUUUUAAAAAAAUCCCUAACUGAAUCUCUUUAUUUUAUUUUUUUUAAAUCACAGCGCAGCUAUCACAAAACAACCAUUAAUAGGUCCCAAUCAUCAACAAAAAGGCCAAACUGUCAUACACGUUGAUCCAGAGCAUCCCAAACAUGCUCAAUGGGUGACGUAUCUGGUGAAUAUGCAGGCCAUGGAAGAACUGGGACAUUUUCAGCUUCCAGGAAUUGUGUACAGAUCCUUGCAACAUGGGGCUGUGCAUUAUAAUGUUCAAACAUGAGAUGAUGGCGGCGGAUGAAUGUCACGACAAUGGGACUCAGGAUCUCGUCACGGUAUAAAGCGCUCCGCACGUCAUCGUUGUUAAGUUGGAAAAAGGGCUGAGUAAGACUUGGAAGCGAUAGCAGCUAAGUCCUGUAUGGCAAUACUUUGAGAAGUUAAAUAAGAACGUGAUGGAAUGCACAUUUUGCGAGGUGGAAUUGAGCUAAAGUGGCAGUACAGGUGCAAUGCAAAAAAAGCGGCACUGUGAAACCCAAACCAUUGCUGGCAGCAGUGCGAUAAGGGACAGAGGUGAGAGAACCACAGCGCUGAUUACAGAAAUGGUUGCAGUUGGCAUGCAGCUAUUGCCAAUGGUAUAGGAUGUCGGCUUCAAUGCUCUGAUGGCAUAUCUAGAACCAGACUACAAGAUGCCAUGUCAAAAAAACUGUGACGGCCCGGAUGGAGAAAUUGUACAAAACCAUACGUGGCAUUAACAACAGAUUGUUGGAUGUCUAUAAACAUGUGGACAUGCAUCACUGCAACGAGCCAUCACAUUGAUGAGAAGUGGAACAUGAAGUACGUACAGACAACAGAGAACAUGGAGGAGAAGCACACAACAGAGAACCUAAAACGCCAUUAAUACUAUUGUUGCUGAGUGGGUGGGGAACAGCAGUAAGGUGAGUGCUGUCUGUUAGGGUAUCCACAAGUUAUCACAGCCACAAAGUCAAAAUUGGCUAUGUUGUAAAAUUUCAUGAAAACAAACAUAAUCUUUUUGGUCUUAAUUUAAGGUUGGCAUAAGGUUAGCAGUGUAGUUAAGGUUAUGGUUAUUGUUAGGGUUAGUAAGAGUGUCUGCUAAAUUACUAAAAUGUAAAUGUAAAUAGGCUAGCUUUAUGACUUUGUGGCUGUAGUAACUAGUGACGACCGGUAGGUACGUAGCCAGGACUGCGGUAGAUUGAACUGCAUUGCCCCCUAGCAGUCAUAUGCAGAACCAUAUCUGGGUUGUGAAUUCAUGUCAUUUUAUGAUUUAAAAAAAAUAGCAGAUCCCUUGAGUGUGUGAUAGUAAUGCGAGCUGAACUGAGCUUACAGCCCAGUGGUGCUGCGAUUUGCAUCCCUCAGGCCUCGGGAGCUAGCCAACCAUCUCUGGCCACAGUACCCUGAGGGCCUCGGGCUGGGACUGAGAAAAUGGGACUGAGCAGCUGAGAUGGCACAUCAUUCCGUUUCACUCCAUUUUAGCAACGACAGUGGAUCUCAUCACUUCUCUCAGUGCCACUGCCUUAACUAAAAGUUGUUUCCUAGUGUGCGUCUCAAAUGGCACUCUAUUCCCGAUAGUGCACUACUAUGGGCCCUGUUCAAAAGAAGUGCACUAUAAAGGGAAUAGGAUGCAGCCAUACAAUGCCGGGGAAUUUGGGGCAGCAGGAUUUGAUAUGUAAUUGGGAGCUGUGCCAUGUCUUUGGACACUUCUGGCUGCAGUUCCUUCCUAGCACCAGGACCAGUGAGGUUAAUGAAUGUGGCUGAGUCCCAAAUGGCAUUCGAUUUGCUAUAUAGUGCACUAUGGGCUCUGGUUCAAAAGUAGUGCACUAUAGGGAAUAACGUGCCAUUUGGGACUCUGCCUGUGUCUUGUAUAGAGUUUGGCAGCUGUGUAAGUGGUUUGGGUCACGGACCUGACCUGUUUUACUGAUGUAAAUCACAUGCUCUCUCACUGAGUCCCACAGUCUCAUUAAUCCCCAGUCACUCAGACCUUCAGCACACAGUCACACACUGAACGUCAUCACACACAGUGCACAGUCAUGCUGAGCCUUGCUGGAUACUCAGUGGAUGGUUACUGUAUAUCAAUGGUUUAGCGAGUGCCUAGGCUUGGUCUUGUGGUUAGGGCAGCUGCUCACAGCACAUGGACAAUCCCCUGCCUGUGUGGGAUCAAAUCCCUGCCCCACCCAACUCAAUAUUUUCUCUCCUUCGUUCAUACCUGUCUCUAUAAAAACACAAUUUAAAAGGUGCUUAACAAGCAAUAAGUCUGCAGCAGUGGAAUGUGUACUGAAGUGACAUGCUCUCUAACACUCGUUUGUACUGUGUGUUUCAGGUGGGUGGCUGAGCACUAUGUGAAGAGCUGGUCAGAGAGAAACUUUGCCCUGUUGCCUUGUGAGGUCCAGAGAGCCUGUCUAAAUGCUGUGACUGGAGCCAUGGUGGGUUUCACACAUGUACACACACACACACACACACACCAACUUCCUCAACUCAAUUUUCAUGAUGUUUCCCCACUGGAAGUCAAUCCAAACAUAAUCAGCUGAGCGGGAUCAUCUUUAUUAAAUAACAGUCCUUUAUGGCAGGCGUGUUCAGGAGGGCAGUAUGGAUACAGACAGAUGUUGCAGGGUAAUCAGGUCUGGUAAUCGAGUGAGUGGCUCCAUCCCGAUUCCCGACCCUUCUCCCGAAAUGUGUACUUGCACACAUGGAUUUAAAAGCAUUGGAUUUGUCUAGUUUUGGCUGGAGGGAGUUUCCACCAUUGUUAAGUCCAUGACAGGGAGUGUGCAAGUGCACAAAAGGGUAGAGAAUUGGAACACAGCCAGUGUCUUUCCCUCCUGCUGUCUAGCUGCCUCCCCUGGGUACACCACUCUGGAGCUAAGCCUCCUACUACCACUGCUGUUCAGGAGGGCCUGCCUGCUGCCAAAAUGUGUUGCAUAAUUUGGGUUUCCCCCUGCAUCGAUAGCCAAGUGCAGGGUCGGAAGGAACAGCAGUGGUGUACACAGUCCAUUUGAUCAAAUAUGUAAAUGUCUUGACAACUGUUAGACUGUAAACAUGUUUUAUUGUCCAUAAUAUAAUUAUGAAGCUGAAUCGUGAAUUCUGAAUGACGAGUUAGUGUUUCACGAACUAUGUUGUAUGUGUUGAGAAAUGGCUCUACAAAAACAGGUCACAUAAGAGCCGUAAUAACUUAUUCCACAGACUGUGAAUGAUGAUUUAUGAGGUAGUUGGUGAAACCCUUUGUAUGUGUGUAUGUGGUUGUAUGUGUUGUGAGAAAGAGAAGUACUGAGUAAGAAAAAGGGCUCUAAAAUAUGAGAUCAUAUGAGCUGUAACAAACAUUAUUUCCGAGACUGUGUGGUUGUUAGGGGGAAGGUGCAUGCUUACUUCCCACCUGCUUGCAACCCUCCCGCUUACAGCUCGCUGCUGCUGGCUAGCCCUUGUGGUAAACCGGGAAGCAGCUCUGUGCGUAAGCCUUCUCUUGCCAGUACACAGCCUCUCCUUCACCAAGACACCUGCCAGGCCUCCUCGUGGCAACGCACAGUAACUGGGUGUCUCUGCAGCUCCAGGCUAACUCGGCAGGGGAUCUCAGAGCUGCCGUGAUCCCCAGAGGUGCGGUGUGCAGGCCCAUGUUAUCUGGACACGCCCUGGCAUCGGCCAACCACUGUCCCGCUGCCUGUGGGUAAGUCUGGCAAAGGCUAGGGGAGCUCACCCUGAGAGAAAAGCAUCAUGCUGGCGGCGCACGACAGGCAGUCCUCCAUAAAACUGGAGCUCUGGUAGCCUCCUGCAACUGUGAAAGGGUUUCCCCCUUGCCAUUGGAUUCCACCCUCUGACAUUGAAGAAGUGCUUUUGGGACAUGCGCACCCCCGUCGGCACUCUAACCUCUCUGCACAAGUAUCCACCUCUGCCUUGCUGGGGGUGUGUGUGUGUGUGUGUGUUGUGAGGUAGAGAGAAAGAGCUGUAAUAAAAAUAGUUCCCCAGAGUAAUGUUCCAUCCAGACUGUACAGAGCGCCGUGAUCCUGCUGGGUGUGUUGUGAUGUGAAGGAGAGAAAUACAGAAGUCUCUCAAAUAAGACAUAACAGUUCAUAAUCGUGUUCUAUCCAGACUGUACAGAACACGGUGACUCUGCUGUGUGGCAGUGAGCAGUUGCUGGGCAGUCUCCCGGAGGUCAAGUGGGCUAAACAGACAGUGGUGCUGGUUACAGAGCUGCAGGACCAGUGUCUGUCUGCCAUUGUCACACACCUGGCCCAGGUCACACACACGCAGGCCUUCCACAGCCUACAACGGGUAAGGGAAGAAACACGCAUGACAGAGACGGGACAUGUGAUGGAUACACACACCUACACACAACACACACACACACACACAGAGACGCACAGCCAAUUAUAAACGGAUUUAUUUGAUCAGUUGUAGAUGGUCCAUUUUUACUUAAUAAAUGAGGCUAAUGUUAUGCAUAACUUCAUAGUAAACAUCCUGCUGGAUGCUGAGGCAGUACUAGAUGUUCUAGAUGCAGAGUCACAGUCCAAGAGGUUUGCACUUGUAUCAUUGGUGUCUGCAUACAUAAUAUAAAUGUUCUAUUUCAUUCUGUGGGUGUCUGUCCUCAAUGUGCCAACUCACUGUGUCUGACUCUGCCCUGAUUGGAAUACACAUUACACUCCCAAUCAUUCCACCCUGUUAUCACAGACACAGAGCUAUACAGCUGUGUUGGCGACGAGUUUCCUAAAGGAUUAUCCUCAUCAGCCUCUGAAAUUAGUCUGAUUUAGUUCAUGUAUUGGCAUGGGAGUCUGAGAUGUAAUUAUAAUCCAUCCUAAUGUGUUUGAGCUGUGUAGUGGUCAGUGUACUACAGCGUAGUAAUUGUUCUGUACUACAGUGAAAUAACCAUUUGGUUGUAGCAAGGGGUUUCUCAGGGUCUUUUGUGGGGGUUUUCAGAUUCAUCCAUCUUGGGUUUCUCAACCUCCCUUUCACAUACAUUUUGUAAUAUUUUAUAUGCUGUACUUUUUACUGUGUGCUAGAAAAUCAAAUCAAAUGUGUGUUUGUUUUUAGAGAGAGGAGUCGACGCGGGAGCCGGCCCUGUUGAAGAAGCUUUGUUCAGCCAUUCGGGACGGGGUCACGGUAGAUAACUGUUGUGACCUGUUCACUGCUGUGGAUCACCUGGCUGGGGAGGAAGACAUGGAAGGAGAGACCACACUGGAGGAGGGGGGUCAGAGGGAGGAGGUGAAUACAAGUACUCACAUUCACUCACUCAGUCCCCCAUACCAAAAUCAAGUUAUUCUGAUUUUGCCUUUUUUAUUAUUUGAUGACAAAGCAUGACAAGGGUUUUCUUCCAUUUUAAAGGAUAAUGGUGAAAUGACACAGAAAACAGAAAGAGCUGUGAAGGGUGAACAUUAAAACAUUCCCUGCUAUGCUCUCUGCCUCUCUCUUCCCUCUUUCACACACACAUUGGGUAAAAGGUAAUGAUUCACAGUUCCAGAGCCCCAUUAUUCCUGUGUAAUUACUCCCAGGGUAGUGUGACACAGCUGAAGGCUGCAGGCUAUAGAGGCCUGGCUGGGUUAGAGCUGCAGGCAGGGUUAGGCUGGCUGGGUUAAGUCACGCGUCCUUACGCAGAAUAUGGCAGGAUGGAUUAGAGUUGGAAAGAGGGAGGGAAAGCAUGAUGAGACAUGGGAGUGGCCUUCUCUAAUCUGCCUUUGUGUUGUGGCCAGUAGUCAGAGGGCGUGAGAGCCAGGAAGGGAGAGAGGGUGGGUGUGUAAGACAGGGGAGUGUGUGUGUGUGAGGGAGGGAGGGAGGGAGAGAGAGAGAGAGAGAGAGGACUGAAGGGAGGGAGGGUUUGUGCGCGAGAGGAAGCUUCUCCUCACCCCACAGGAAGAGGAGGCGGGAGCACGGCAGCAGCCUCAGCUGAUGACAUCAUCCAUUUAGCUCAAGGGAGCUCAAGUGGAUUCUGCAAGAAGGAGAGAGGGGGGUGAUUGUUACCAUGGUGAUGGGUACUUUAAGCAGCUGCUGAUUCGCUCGUGCUCUCUCUCUUUUCCCCCUCCCUCUCUUCCUCCUCCUCCCUCCCCUCUCUCCUUUCCUCUCUCAACCAGCCGUUCAGGCGAGAGGUUGGUGCGCUGCGCGCUAGGCUGUGGACCUUCCUGCUCCAGUCAUUCUACGCCGUCCGCCACACGCGGGGAUGGGAGACCCUGCCCUCCAAGCACAGAGAGAGGAUACUGGCAGGUAGGAGAAGGGAAAACGGACAUAUUUAAUCUAUGAGGCUUUAGCUGUAGCUGGGAGGAGAUCUGAUCUGUCCCUCACUGCAUAGGAGAGCCAGAGCUCUCUUCCUCUCAGCUCAGAUGGGAUAUUAUGCAGGCUGCAGGGUGUGUUUGUUUGUUAUAUUCAACCCAACAACAUAGUGAUGGUAGCCUGGUCCCAGAUCUGUUUAGUCUGUUUGAUCUCGUUUGGCGUGACAAUGACCAUAGGAGAUGGUCAGAGACAGCACAAACAGACCUGGAACCAGGCUUCAGUGAUAAAGCACAGGGUCUGUCUCUGUAUCGUUAGAGAGGAAGGAACCAAAGCCCCUGAAGCAUAUGUUACUGCUGUUGCCGCUGCCUCUGGGUAACAUCACACAAUUAAUGGUGGCUUUCAGCACAGCUGCAGAACAGAACAGAGCACACACAGCCACGACCUGGAGGUCCAGCUAUUGUUUGAGCGAGGAGGGGGCCGCCUCGGUCUCUCUCACUCCAUUUUCAGCCAAUCUUAAUCAAGGCUAACAUGCUAACUGCAUCAUACUCUGCAUGUUCUGUUCUGUAUUGUAAAAAAGGGGUGGGGGUGGAUCGUUGAAUUCCUCUCUCUUUGUGGAUUUUACACAUAAAUAGAUGCAUUCUCUGAGAAACUAAUAAGGUACUGCUUUGUUUUGACUGUUUAGCUUUGUGAUCCAUUGAAAUGCAUUGCAUUAAUUAUUUAUUGGACUUAGUUUUAGAAUUCCACUGACAUUCCAUACUGAUGGAAUCUCCCUCUCUGUCUCUCACAUAGACACACUAGUUUACACACGCAUGCACAUACACACAGCAAGGCACAUAGAAUAUGCAUAUGCAUACCCGGUAGUUGCAUACAGUAAUGUAGUCACACACGUCACAUCAUACACACCCACCACAGACAUACACACACUUGGCUACAUUCCAGUGCAGCAGUUUGGUCUUGAUUUGGAGCAUCUCUGGGGAAAUGGAAGGAUAAGCUGUACGAAUUGUUUCACCCACUGUAUCUCAUUUAAAUAAAAAUCAGGAAGGUGGAAUAGCCACGUUGCAGUAUCAGUCUCUUCAAUGGACACGUCUUGGAUUUGAUAUUUCAGGGACAUUGGUAUAUUUCACAUGGAAAAUAUCCAUCAUCAAAUUGUAUGCUCUUUGUGUCGAGAAUGCAAAGACACAACCAUGUCAAUGCACCUCAAAAUAUGUUUGUGGUGACGUGUUUUAUGAAUGAGUAUGGUACCUUGAAGGUUUUUGAAUGUAAUGGUAAUUUAAACAUGUUUUUAAAUAUCUGAACUAUGUAUUUUCCUCUCCUAUAGCUGCUCUUGAUAAAGGAGACAGUAGAAGACUUGGGAAAAAGCCUGUUUUUACCAGCUCACAGGUAAUGUAUGAUAAAAGCUUAUUUAUUCUUUCAUUUAAAAGCAAUUGUUUUAUUCCUCUUUUGUAUUGUUACAUCACUUAGUUGGGUGAUAUGAACCCAUCUAUAACACGGAGAAUCCUGUGUAAUGAUUAUGAUAUGUGGUUGUGAUACCUACUUUAGUUGAAUGCACAAAUUAUACUCUGGAUAAGAGCAUCUACAGUAUGUGCUAAAUGACUAAAAUGUGAAUGUAAUGGUGUGAUUAUGAUCUAGGAGGGUGGAUUUUGGCUUUUAAAAAACCUGUAAUCACUGCACACGUCACAGAGAUGUGAAUGGUGGAAACCCUAGAGCCAGCCUCUCACACACACACACACACACACUGAAGGCGACACGGUGAGAGGAGGGUCGCCCAUGUGUGUGACGUGAGUGGCUGAGAGGGGCCCCGCCAACAGCAACCUGACAGAUAUUGACAGGAAGUGCUGUGAUGCGGAGCAGGCGCCUGGAAGGAAGUUUCUCUCCGCCUGUCUGUGUCCCAAAUGGCACCCUAUUUCCUAUAUAGUGCACUACUUUGGUCCAAAGUAGUGCACUAUAUAGGAAAUAGGGUGCCGUUUGGGAUGCUGUACAGCUGUCGCUCUGCUCUGCUGACCCCAACACACGGCUGCUGACGGCUGUCAUUUCAUAAUUGACACAGAAAGCAAUUACCUUUCAGCCCCUCAGAGUGAUAAAUACAUAGACCUUGUGUCUUCUCAGACUGAUUAACAGUAACACAAGGCAGAGAGAACCUGGAAGGAUGUGAUGAGGGCCGGGGUUGCUUUUGUUUUACAAGCCUGACUAUACUGUACAGCUCAGUAGCUUGCAGGCAUCCUCACCAGUAUUAUUCAAUUCUAUUAAAUGUAAUUUCAUUUGAGUAAUUUAGCAGAAGCUCUUAUCGCGAUCAACUUAGUCAUUCAGUCCAUUGAUUCAACUAAUGUAGGUUAACAACAACCUAUCACGAUCAUUACAAGUAAAACCUUAGCCGGGAUCUGCAAAAUCUGUGCUAAUCAGUUUCUAGAUUGCAUGUUAAUUCCAUGUUAGGUCGGACUUCCUUCUUCCCGGUCUUUAGCUGUUAAAUCGAGUCCGUAGACGACUACGCCAUUAUUUUAAAUGAUGUUGUGUGAUCUGAACUUUUCCAUUCAAACAACUCUCUUCUAUUUUUAGCAACCAAGGGGUGUAAGAUGCGCCUCAGGUCCUGCAGCUCCGUGUGAGAGCCCUCCUGUCCACAGGACCAAUCGGGUCGUCAGGAACACAGGAACAGGAAGUUGCAUUACGGCUGCAUCAUCAGCCACCAUGAAGUCGGACGGGCUGGGGACGCCAGUCCUCCCAGCCACCUCAGAGAGAGGGACUAACGCUACCAAGCCUGGAGACAGUGACCCAUCCAGGGCAAAGAACGGCAAGACCAAGCAGCCAGGUGACCACCGGAGCACCACGGCUAAAGCCAAGACUACAAUCUCCACCACAGCCAAACCAGUGCUCAACGGUACGGCUGGCCCAGGGGCGGCUAGGAAGGAAGUAGCCACUGCUAACGGAUCCAGGGGCUCCCCAACGGGGGGUAAAGGGGCUAAGGACCAGGACAGGAGGCCUAACCCCGGAGCCAGGCCCAAGAUCUCUCCUCCAGGCACCACCUCCACAGCUCAGGCUAGGCCAGGGAAGCUGCAGAAGAGUACAGCAGGGAAGGGUGACUAUUUUCAGAGGGCAGACAGCAGCACAGCCCACCCUGCCACCACCACCCCCUCCACAUCAGGCAGCGCCUCCCCUGACAACAGCUCCGGAAGCCCACGCAACAGCCACGUCAUCCCAGGUCUGGUCUAACAUUCAACGUUAUUAACUUGCUUCCCAGUGGGCAAAACUGGUUGAAAAUACGUCAUAAUGACAUUGUAAUGACGUUCAAGUUGUUUUGCCAGCUGGGUAACUGUAAUUUCCAGGUCUAACAUCCAAUGUUAUUAACUUGCCUCCCAGCUGGGAAAUGGUUGAAAAGACAUCAUGAUGAUUUUGUAAUUACGUUUUAAUGACGUUGUGAUAAAGUCAUUCUAACCAGUUUUGCCAGCUGGGUUAAUUCACUCAUUCUUGUUCUUAUGAUGACAAUAAUUCUAUUUUAUGGCAGGAAGUUAGAGUAUCUGAAAAAUUAGCUUGACGCAGCAAGUUUUGUGGAGAAUAAGUAGCAGACUGAUUUACAUGAGUUAUGCUUUAGCCCUGAGGGGUUCUAGGGAGACGGAAGGGAAUACAUUGAAGUAGGAACACAUUAUAUACAGUAGUGGUGUGCAUGAAUAGGAAUCAAAAAGCACUCCUUUCUUUCAUGCAUAUUAAUCAGUUCAAUGUAGCACCACAGAAAUAAAUAUCCCUAUGGGUACCACAGCCUGGUUGGCAACAGACACCCCAAAAAGCCGCAGAGCUGAAGGUCAAAACCACAUAGCUCACACACAGGGGUGUGACCAAUUAUCCUAGCUCCCGUGGUGACUGUGUAUGCUCGUUUGGAGAAGGAGGGGAGUUGUGUGGCGUGUAGACUGAUAACAACGCCCUCUGUCUGUCUGGGGAACUGGGCCUCAGCCGGCCUGUCUCUCCUUUUCAUACAAAAGAGAAGAAGAGAGAGUCAGAGUGCCAUAUGCUCUCCCUCCCCAUCUCUCUAUCCAAACCAGUCAUCCCUAUCCAUCUACGCUACUCCAGCUCUAUCCGUUUUAUUGGCCCUGAUUGUGCAUUAUUUUGGCUCUGAUGUACAGGACUAUUAUCAGCUCCUAGCCUCUAGCUCGCACAAUAUUAAUAAAAAAACACUAAUUGUUUGUCAGAUAUUGACAUCCCUGUUAGCUCUCCCUAAAAUGGAAUCAUCGGUGUACUUUGUUUGAGAAUUUUUUUUAGAUUUUCCCCUCAAAACAAUGUAUUUUUAUUGUUGCACUCUUCUUCCCCUCUAAGCUGUAUAGCUAAAUAAAUCAUAUUCCUCCUCUUAAUCCCCUCAUUUUAAGUGAGCAGUUUUCAUUUUCCAACAAUAAAUAUCAGUGUUUUGGUUCAAGGUUAAAGCACGCUCUAACAAUCCUGUGUUUUAGGUCUUAAGCCAAAAACACAGGCUAAAGUUCUGACCAAAUCUCCACUGACGAAAACAGACACUGCAAAGACAAACAGGUAAGCAUCAUUGCACCCACAAUCAGAAUCUCCUACUUAGAUAGAUAGAAGACCAUCCCUGGGAAAUGGUAGAAAAAACUCUGCUGCCCCCCACUGUUAUAUAUUGGUAGUUGCUAGUCCAUUCAGAGACGGAUGAAACAACAGUGCUUGGUUAUGCUAAGGUCUUAUGAGGUUUGAGCUUCCGUCCCUUAAUGUUAUCAAACCCUGUGAUAUUGUAUCCAUAAUGUAUUGAUCGUUUGUUGUUAUUGUCCUAAAUUACAAUAUAUACAGUACCAGUCCAAAGUUUGGACACGCCUACUCAAUCAAGGGUUUUCUUUAUUUUUACUAUUUUUUACAUUGUAGAAUAAUAGUGAAGACAUCAAAACUAUUAAAUAACACAUAUGGAAUCAUGUAGUAACCAAAAAAGUUUUAAACAAAUCAAAAUAUAUUUUAUAUUUGAGAUUCUUCAAAUAGCCUUGAUGGCAGCUUUGCACACGCUUGGCAUUCUCUCAACCAGCUUCAUGAGGUAGUCACCUGGAAUGCAUUUCAAUUAACAGGUGUGCUUUCUUAAAAGUUCAUUUGUGGAAUUUAUUUCCUUCUUAAGGCCUUUGAGCCAAUCAGUUGUGUUGUGACAAGGUAGGGGGGGUAUACAGAAGAUAGCCCUAUUUCGUAAAAGACCAAGUCCAAAUUAUGGCAAGAACAGCUAAAAUAAACAAAGAGAAAUGACAGUCCAUCAUUACUUUAAGACAUGAAGGUCAGUUCAUACGUUUCUUCAAGUGCAGUCGCAAAAACCAUCAAGCGCUAUGAUGAAACUGGCUCUCGUGAGGACCGCCACAGGAAUGUAAGACCCAGAGUUACCUCUGCUGCAGAUGAUAAGUUCAUUAGAGUUACCAGUUUCAGAAAUUGCAGCCCAAAUAAAUGCUUCACAGAGUUCAAGUCACAGACGCAUCUCAACAUCAACUGUUCAGAGGGGACUGUGUGAAUCAGGCCUUCAUGGUCGAAUUGCUGCAAAGAAACCACUACUAAAGGACACCAAUAAUAAGAAGAGACCUGCUUGAGCCAAGACACACGAGCAAUGGACAUUAGACCGGUGGAAAUGUGUCCUUUGGUCUGGAGUCCAAAUUUGAGAUUUUUGGUUCCAACCGCCUUGUCUUUAUGAGACGCGGUGUGGGUGAAUGGAUGAUCUCCGCAUGUGUAGUUCCCACUGUAAAGCAUGGAGGAGGAGGUGUUAUGGUGUGGGUGUGCUUUUCUGGUGACACUGUCUAUGAUUUAUUUAGAAUUCAAGGCACACUUAACCAGAAUGGCUACCACAGCAUUCUGCAGCGAUACACCAUCCCAUCUGGUUUGGGCUUAGUGGGACUUUGUUUUUCAACAGUACAAUGACCCAACACACCUCCAGGCUGUGUAAGGGCUAUUUGACCAAGAAGGAGAGUGAUGGAGUGCUGCAUCAGAUGACCUGGCCUCCACAAUCCCCCGACCUCAACCCAAUUGGGAUGGUUUGGGAUGAGUCGGACCGCAGAGUGAAGGAAAAGCAGCCAACAAGUGCUCAGCAUAUGUGGGUAGUCCUUCAAGACUGUUGGAAAACCAUUCCAUGUGAAGCUGGUUUAGAGAAAGCCAAGAGUGUGCAAAGCUGCCAUCAAUGCAAAGGGUGGCUAUUUGAAGAAUCUCAAAUAUAAAAUAUAUUUUGAUUUGUUAAACACUUUUUUGGUUACUACAUGAGUGUUAUUUCAUAGUUGUGACGUCUUCACUAUUAUUCUACAAUGUAGAAAACAGUAAAAAUAAAGAAAAACCCUUGAAUGAGUAGGUGUGUCCAAACUUUUGACUGGUACUGUAUAUUUUUACAAUUACUUUUACAUUUUCUACUCUCUGGGGCUGUGUAUCCUUUUGAUUUGAUUGUCUUUUUAAUCUCCCUUAUCAGCCUAACCAAUAAGCCCAGCGCUAGAGAGGCCAAUAAAGCCAAGCUUCACGCUGUAGGAAGAACAACGACUAGAGGAACAGGAGCCAGAGCAGACACAAAGGGAAGGAGCACACCAACAGGCUCUGCUGAGAACCAUGGUGCGCACGUGUUUGUGCCAAUACAAAUCCUAACAUCAUCUCACUGUGGGCCAAAUUAUUGAAAUAUUCUUCCCUCUUCUCUUAUGCAGUCUCUAGACCUGGGUCCUCCCUGAGUGCCAGAAAGCCUGCGUCUCCCAGGAAACAGGAUGAUAAGGAUGGUUCCAAAGCCUCAGCAGACAAAGCCGCCAGGAAGACCGCAAAACCCACCCCAGCUACCGCAGCCAAAUCUACUUCUAAACCAACAAAAGCCAGCUCUAGCUCCGCUCCUUCCAAACAGCCUCCGCUAGCAACGGCCAAACCUGGACCUAAGCAGAAAAGUACCUCGGAAUCUCCUACAGAGAAAGCCUCCCCAAUGUCAGCAGGGCCAGUUAAAAACUCUUACUCUGUCGUUUCUUCUAAAAAGGCUGCAGCUAAAGAGAAAGAAGGAUCUAAUGGUAAAACCUCCGUAGAGACCCAGCAGGCUAAUGGCACGGGUGCUGGAGCAGAGAGGGUCUCCUCCCAUUCAGAUCCCAGAGAGGCGGCCUCCGAGCCAGCAGCAGCAUCCACAGAGCAGACCCCGACUCAUAACGGCACACUACCAUCAGGCCCCAAGAGCCUCAGUGGAGGAGGGGACUCCCUCUCCUUACCCCUGAACACCAGCCCUAAGCAGAGUCCUCAGAAGUCUGCCAAACAACCAGGUAAACCUAACAGCACAGGAAGAGUCAGGGCUCUGUCCAGUCAGCCACCAGCAACCAACCACAUCUCUCAAGGGAACGCCCUUAUAAACGGAGAGCCUACUAAGCACACAGAGGGGACACACACAGGUAAACACACUCCUGGCUCAACCACAGAUCUUCCCCUGGACACCCCGACCUCAGGCAGCCUGGGCAGCACAGAUACCCCUCUGGAGGACUCGUGGAGCGGACUGCACCACCAGGUCAGCCCUGAGUCAGAGUCCGGCAGCGCCACCACCUCCUCAGACGACAUCAAGCCCCGCUCUGAGGACUACGACGCCGGGGGCUCGCAGGACGACGUGGACGACUGCUGCUCCAACGACCGCGGCGGAUCCAAGGGAGGCGGAACCAUGCGUUGCCAUGACUUCCUGGGCCGCAGUAGUAGUGACACGAGUACGCCUGAGGAGCUGAAGAUGCUGGACGGCGGGCUGCGGGUCGAGGUGAGGCUGAAGGGGCGCGAGGUAGAGACCACCAGCGAGGAGGAAGGGGUGAGGCGACGGCCACGCUCCUGGCUGAGCAGGGACAGAGACGAGGUCCCUUUUGAGGAGGAGGUAGAGAAAGUGGAGGCCAAUAUUACAGUGAAGCAGGUCCCCGACAGCCAGCUCUUCUCCUCCGAGGAGUCGGAGGAGUCUGAGGAAGAGGAGGAUGAGGACGAGAAGUCAGAGGUGGAGGUUCUUCCUUGUCAUCAUGCCCCUCCACCUCCCAAUGACCCAUCCCCACAGUACCAGGGCAUUAUCAACCUGGCCUUUGAGGAUGGAGCUGACCCUGACCAGGACAACGAGCAGCAGCAGCCGGACUACCAGUCAGCCGCUAACUUCCGCCGCUCUGUUCUGAUCUCUGUGGACGAGUGUGAGGAGCUGGGAUCAGAGGAGGGCGGGGCGCAGACUCCACCCCAGCAACAGCCUGACGACCCCCUCACGCCAUGCGAAGUCUUCGAGAGUGACCAUCCUCCGGCCCCCAACUCCGUCUCUCACUCUGGGGAGCACCUGGCGUCUGACCUUCCCAAAAGCACACCUCAGCAGGAACAAGGUACCGAGCAGGAGUCCAACACCAAACCAAUUGUUUUUUUCACUGAGAUCCAGGAUCCUCUGGUAGAUUACCAUAACCCCACCAAGGUGGAGGGAUUAGAGCCCAGCCCUGGUUGCCCUCCCCUGGACUCUGACCUCAGUGACCUGCCUCCCCAGGAGCGGGAGAGACCCUGCCACCUGGACCUCCGGCCUGCUGAACAGUACAGCAACGGAGGGACACCACGCAGGAACCCCUCAACCAAGCCUAACCAAGCAUCUGUACCUGCAGAGAGCAAGAGAGCAGACUUACAUCUAGACUUAAAUUACCCUCAGCAGACAGGGGAGUCUCCUGCACAUGCAGCUAUCCCACAAUCCCCAGCAGGUAAUGUAUAAAAAUCUACAUUUAGGACCCCUCCUAAUUUAAACCCUAAAACCAAACCCCUCACCCAUUUUCCUUCCUCACCCAGCCAAACUCCAUCAGUCAAGGCAUAGUUAGUUAGUUCACCCAUUGCAAGAUACAAUCUCCUCUGUCUCAUAUGAUAUGAUGCUCGGACUACUCAUUUGCAUCAUGAAACGUACACUUAGCAAUCCCAUUCCUCUCAAAAAGGAUAUUAUGCAGAUUACUUAACUAGUUCAAAUUCAAUGAGGGGAUAAUUUUUGUAUAUGCCCAUAUAGCUAAAAGCUUGCCAUCAUUACACAAAACAUCUGUUUGUGUACCAGUCCAUUGAAUUUGAAUUUGCAACACCAAUUUAAAACAUGGAGAUUGGUAAAUCAUAAAACGUGCAGGAGUAGUUUAGCUAUAAUCAACAUAUAGCCUAAUGAUUAAACUAGCUUUUUUCAGAGGCAUUCUAACCUUGACUACUCAGAUUAAAUAUGUUAAUUUCAAUAAGAAAACUGAUACUAAAAUAUUAUGUUUGAGUCCCCAAAUGGCACCCGAUUCCCAUUAUAGUGCACUUCUUUUGACCAGGGCCCAUGGGGCUCUGGUCAAAAGUAGUGCACUAUGUAGGGAAUAGGGUGCCAUUUGGGAUGCUUCCUUAGUGUCAAGUACUAUGCCAUGUGUUGGUUAUAAGCCACCUUCCUUGUGACAAGGUGUGGUGGAUUGACGUAGGCCUAGUUGUACCGAUGCAAUUUGAUGUACAUAAAAAUGCAAAUAGGCCUAUUCGAUGUUUAUUUUAUUGAAUGUCAUGAAAUCCAACAGCUUCUGGUCUUUUUCAAGCCAAUAAGAUAAUAGCUUAUGAUAUUAUUUAUUGGGAUUGAUGUCUUUAUAAUUUGUGUUUUAUGCAAAAUACAUGAUUUUUACUACCAAAUCAAAUUACAUAAUAAUAUGGCCAUUUGAUUUAGAAGGUAAAUCCAAAAAGAUCUGUAUUGUACUAUGGACCACACUACUAAGCUGUCAUGAUGAGAAAGGUGUAGCCUAUGUCAUUCUACGUGUUACCUCCUACAGGGACCCUUAUCUACCCAGGAUCGGCUUGUUUUUGUUGUCAGCUGUUAGAUCCUCCUAGCCUGUAUGUGUUCCUCAGUCUGCUUAUCUAGUAAAGACAUCUGCAUGCCAGUAAUAUAAACCAUUUGUUGUCUGUCUUUUUAUUUAUUCCACCCAAUAUUUUUGUGUUUGUAUUUUUUUAAACUCGUUUUACUCUGUAGUGCUGGUUUGGUUCAAUAGACUUUGUGUGGUGCUGCCUUCUGUGUGUGGUGUGUCUAGAACAAUCUUUAUCUAUGGUUCUGAUAUGUCUCUCUUUUUUCACUCAUAUUAUACAGCAAAUCCUUCCACUAUUACUUCCUUAGGGGUUGCGUCUGAAAUGGCACCCUAUUCCCUAUAUAGUGCACUACUUUGUGCACUAUAUAGGGGACAUGGUGGCAUUUGGGACGCAUACUAGUUAGGGGGUAUCCCAGUGCAAAACAUGUCAAUCUUGUUUCUGCUAUCAACAUCAAUAAGUGGUCAAUUUUAUUAUAUUUUGCCAGUAUGGACCUCUUAUUUAGUGAUAUUGAAGCAGUGUUUAUGAUAGAAAGAAACUGUAUAUAAAAACUAAUGGGAAAUGUUCGAGAAAACGAGUGAUGUACGUACUUCCUUUUGUGCUACAAAUUAAAUCAUUUCCGCCUGCAAUUAGAUUUGUAUUACAGUAUAAUAAUCAUCUGUACAAUACAAAAGGUCUGUUCAUUAGUUACAGAGACCUGUACGGUUUACUUCUUCAAACAUAUCACUGGUGCCUGAGCAAACGGAGUUAUGCAGAGUUAGGCUAACUAACCAGCGCUGGCAAUGCAAUGCAUGGCUUACUGUGUUAAUUACCGCUGGAUAAAAGAGACACAUCCAGACAACUACAUCCCUCUGUGCUUCACCUUUAAGGCAGCUGUGCCUUCUCCCUGUCACCCACAGUCCAGGUCAGUGACUACUCGUGACUUAUACAUAUGAUAUAAUUGGACAGUAUAUCAACAAUAUCAUAUAAUCCAUUGGUCUGUAACAUGAGUACCAAUGCAAUGGUUAAACGAGGGCUUCCCCCCUAUCUCCUAGUAGAAUAGAGGACAGGUCAUUGCCUGAUCCAGUCAUUAUUAAAUGGUUAAGAGGACACAGUUGCAUUAAGGGUGAAACUUUAGUAAUCUAAAUAUUGGGAUAAAAAUGGAAAGAAGUGACCUGCAGAAUGCCUGUGUAAUGACUAUGGACUUAAGGAAAACUGAAUCGUUAAGUCAUUGUGCAGUAUUGUCAAUUGUUUUUAGGGGACAAUGAGGGACAAUGUGACAGAUUGGAUCAAACAACAACCCCAACCUGUACACAAGACCGCCGUCCAUCCAAAGCCCUCUCUCCCAUCUACGAACUGGACGUGGGAGAAACCUUUGAGCACCUCUGCUCCUCGGACAACAUCAAGGACAGGAGCACAGUGGGGCAGGAGGAGGAGAACGAUGAAGGUUACAAUGAGGAGAGCAGUAAGUUUGCGGAGCGUGACUGGAGCAUGCUGAAACAACUCCUCUCAGACCAGGAGUCCAGUCUGGGCGUCAUAAACCCAGUCCCUGAGGACCUGAACCUAGCCCAGUAUCUGAUCAAGCAGACCCUGUCCCUCUCCCGUGACUGCAUUGACGCCCAGCAGACCUUCCUGCCCCACGAGAAGGAGACGUUUAAACGCUGGGCGGAGCUCAUAUCACCCCUGGAGGACUCCACAACUAGCAUAACUGUGACCAGCUUCUCUCCUGAGGACGCUGCCUCUCCGCAGGGGGAAUGGACCAUUGUGGAGCUAGAAACACAUCACUGA
Molecule: messenger RNA, 25461 nt
Organism: Coregonus sp. 'balchen'
Lineage: Eukaryota; Metazoa; Chordata; Actinopteri; Salmoniformes; Salmonidae
Source: the annotation of a GenBank genome assembly